GUGUUAGAGUUAUCUUGUUGAUGGUACUUUGGUAUUCAGUUGUUUGUGUGGGUGUCUGGGAGGGUUGUGCACAAAGAAAUCUUGACUUUGGAUUUUAUCACACCAGGCAGUGAUAAGGGAAGACAAGCUGAGUGUUUCCUCUGUAUCUCUCUCACCUCACACUCCCUUUCACUCUCCCAGCCCACUUUCUGUCUCACCUUGGAAAGCUGUGGAGAGGAAAUACAUGGUGCAGAGGUCUGAGAGGGAGUGUGGUAAUAGGUCUCUUGUGAAUGUAAUGAGCCGUACCAGUGUAAUAAGACAUGGGGAUGAGCAAUGUGACGAAACACAAGGCAUACUGCCAGGGUGAUAUCAGGAAAGUUCAGUUUAGUACUAUUGUUAUAGCCAGUGACGUAUAAGGCUGACUGUUAAUUGUUGCGACCAAACCGUCACAAAGGUGUGACCUGUUUAAAUAGUUUCGUAGUGCCUCACCAUGGAAGCUCAGCACUAAAAGGGGAGUAUUAGGGAGUGAGGGAAAAAUGAAAAAGCUCCUCACUAGUUUCUGCAGUACCUCUGUGGAGUUAAGCUGUCAUCGUUUUGAAAAAGGUUUAGUUGGAGAGCCUUUGUUGGUCAAUACAAGAGGAAAGUGAUAUGUGGGUGUGUACUCUCAGGUUAAUGACUAAUGGAGUGCACCGGGGACAAAGUCCACACAAGCAGCAAAGAGCCAGAAACCAACCGGAGUGUAAUCUGUGUCCCUGGGUUGACGUCAGGGCUGCGUGCUGCUGAGUGUUGAGGUGUUCUUUGUUUGAUUUAAGGAAAGAGUAGUUUUAUCUUUACCUGGCUUUUGGUCAUACUUUAGCUGUCCUUCCACCCUGCUUCUUUGAACCUGCUAUUUUUACAGAACACCAACAGUACAAACAUACCUCUGCUAAAUCCUGAAAACACAGCAAAAUCCCUUUUGUUGUUUAGAGCAUGAGCGCACCAUCUUCAGGUCGGAAGACCCCGGUGGACCACGGUGUCCAGAUCCGCUUCAUCAAUGACCUCUAUGACGGUGGGGGGGGUCAGCCAGCGCCCCAGCCCAAGGCCAAGAACACCACCUCCAAAUAUGGCGUGGCGGUCAGAGUGCAGGGUAUCGCCGGCCAGCCGUACGUGGUCCUGAAGGACGGACAGAAGGGAGACUCGUACGGGGUCCAGCUCAGGACCCAGUACCACUCUGGCUACAGUAGCCUUCCCCGGAGGAGGGAUGACGCAGAGCCAGGGACACAGGUAGGUGAUGUAGGGGGGGAAGGAGGAGUGCAGGGAGGGGCACUACGCCGAGCCCAGUCCCACGGGUCUCUGCUGGACAGGGACGGAGAGGGAAAUGAGGAUUAUCCCCUGCCUAGACCACCAGGGGACGGGAAGUCUGGCAGUUAUGGGAAUCUGGAUGGAGGAAUUGGAGUGAGGGGGGAGAGAGAGCAGGGUCGCCGUGUGGGAGGUAGAGAGGGGGAGAAUAAUAUGUGGGACGGUUCGAACAUAGCAGGGCACAACGGGGCAGUGAGGGGUGGUCAGUCCUACCCUGACCCUCCUCAACAAACCAAUCAGAGACUGACUCCGGUCAACAGACUCAUCAACAGGUUUGAUGGACAACAGAGAGGACCCCCUGCUGAACAGGAUCCCAGAGCUACCUCUCCUCUCCUCACCCCCAACCCCUACACCUCCCCCUCGUCCUCAUCUAACAGCAGCCCGGGACGCAACCAGGCCUCCACCCUCCCGGGACCCUCAGCUGACCAGUGGACCCCGCAGCCCAUCUCUGAGGCACACGUGACCCCUGACCUUUUGCUGGACCAGGGUCAGAGUGCAGAGACCGGUGAGGAGGAGCAGAUCAUGCAGACUAUAUACAACAUCCUGAGACAAGGGACCAGCGAGAGUGAUGUUGUCAUCAAGCACAAAGUCAAGGUCAUCUUUCAGAAGAUUCAGAAUCUAAAGCAGCCUAUUGGAGGAAGACACCAGGAAGAGUGGAUGAGAGAAAAGAGCGAGCUUGAAAGAAAGAUUGCUGAACUACAAUCUGCCCUGCAGGCGGAAAGAAGGGACUCUAUCUGCAACUCUGAUCCUGCUCUGAAAGCUGAGCUGGAGUCCUGUCUGGAUGAAAAUCUGGCACUGCAGGAGAUGCUCGACCGGAAGAAGAAAGAAUUAAACGAAACCCAAUCAGAGCUGACUCAGCUGCGUAUGGACAGAGAGAACGCAGAGGCUCGGGCCAGAGACAUGGAGGACCAGCUGGCUGAGCUUCAGGAUGAACUGCGAAGGGAGGGUGGCAGCAAGACGGAUCUGAUGUCAAGUCAGACGCAGCUGAUGGAGGUGUGUCAGCUGAAACAGAAGCUGGAGGAGGUGCUGAGACAGAGAGAGAGGGAGCUCACGGCUCUCAAAGGAGCUCUGAAGGAAGAGGUGGCGUCACAUGACAAAGAGGUGGAGGUGCUGCGAGAGCAGUACAGCACCGACAUGGAGAAGCUCCGCAGCAGCAUGGAGCAGGUGUCUCAGUCCCAUGCAGGGAUCGAGUCGGAGCGGCUGCGAGUGAAUGUGUCGAUCCGCUCCCUGCAGCAGCAGCUGGAAGAUUGCAGAGACGAGAGCAGCCACUGGAUGGAGCAGUUCCACGCCACCAGAGACGAACUGCGAACAACCAAACAAGAGCUCCUGCAAAUCCGUCUGGAAAAAGAAGAGUUUGAGGAGGAACUGAAGGAGGUCCAGGACAAAGUGAGCACCAUGAAACCGCAGAAACCAGACACUGGCCACACACAGACUCUCAGCCAGGAACUUCAGCGACACAAGGACGAUCUACAGAAGGCUAAGUCUGAGGUGGAGAAGCAGAGGACGGCGCAUGACAAGAAGGUCAUGGAGGUCAUCUCAAUAAAAAAGUCUCACCAGGGACAGGAGGCAGAACUGAAGUACGAGAUUGACAGGCUGAAGGACCAAUUACAGAAAGCCAGAGAGGAUGUCGCCAAGGCACAGGAGAAAAACAAAAAGCUCCCAGACCCAGCAGUCAUCUCAGACCUGGAGCAGAACCUCAGUGAGACUCGUGGGGAAGCCAGCCAGCUCAAAGAGAAGCUCUCAUCAGCCGAGGAGGAGGUGGAGGCCAGUAAAACUCGUCUCACUAGAGCUCAGGCGGAGGUCAAAUCGCUCGGAGAUGCUCAGCUGGAGCAGGAGGAGGCCAACACGCGUCUCAAAGAGAAACUCUCACGGUUGGAGGCUCAGCUGCAGAACAACGCCUCAGAGAGCUCAGAGGCAGAGAUCGCCCUGCACUCUGAGGUGAGAGGGUUGAGGUCUGAGCUAGAUGAGGCCAACAGAAAAUCAUCCAGACUGAGCCAGGAGACCCGAGAACUCGUCCUUCAUGUGGAAGACACGGAGAAAGACAAGGAGACACUGAAACAGACCUUCAGCCAGCUGGAAGAGACCAAACGACAGCAGGAAAGAGCUCUGGAGAAACUCAACAGAGAGUAUGAGACGCUCACAGUGUCCUCAAAAGAGGAGGCGCAGAUACUCCGGGUUCAGCUGGAGGAGCAGAGAGAGAAGGCACGCAAGGAGGUGCAGGAGACGCAACGUCACGGGAAAGAUGCUCAGAGUGAACUGGAAAGAAGUCAAAUACAUCUGAGGAGACUGGAGGAAGAGAUUUCACGACAGAAGAAGGAGCUUCUUCUCACAUGUGAGGAGAGAGACAACCACCAGCUGGAUAAAGAGCUUCUGAGCAACAGACUGCGCCACCUCGAGGGAGAGAUGGAGGCCGGCAAAAACGCCCAAAAUGAGAAAAUCCGGGAGAAUCGAAUCAUGGAAGACAAGCUGAAGCGUGUGGAGCUGGAGCUGGAGGAGGAGAGGAGCAGCGCGGAGAUGAUGACGGACCGAGUGGCCCGGAGCAGAGAUCAGAUCGAUCAGCUGCGCUCAGAGCUCAUGCAGGAGAGAUCCUCCAAGCAGGACCUGGAGCUGGACAAGAACACCAUGGAGAGACACCUGAAGGAGCUGAGGAGUCGUGUGGCGGACAUGGAGGGCCAGUCUCGCUCCUCAGCAGGAGUCUCUCAGCUGGAGAGCAAGAUCCAGGAGCUGGAGGAGCAGCAGAGGGCUGAGGAGAGGGAGAAGAACUCUGUUGUGGCGUCUCAGCGGCGUCUGGAGCGGAAACUGAAAGAUCUGAACAUGACGCUGGACGAGGAUAAACAAACACACACUGAACAGAGAGACCAGCUGGCUCUGAGAGUGAAAGCUCUGAAGAGGCAGGUGGACGAAGGAGAGACGGAGCUGGAGAGGAUAGACGGGCUGAGGAGGAAGGCCCAGAGAGACAUGGAGGAGCAGAUGGAGCUCAAAGAGGCGCUGCAGACCAGAGUCACAGCCCUGGAAACUGAGCUCAAGAGGAAGGCUCAGGCAGCAAUGCGCCCCGCUUUGGAUUCAUCGGCUCUCAGUUCAGACGACGACGACAGCCUGUACGACCGCUCCUCCAUCACCUCCAUCCUCACUGAGGGAAACCUCCAGACCAGCUCCUGCUAAAACACCACUUCAGGGACAGGGUGAGGGUGGGAAAAUGUAGCACUGAUGAGGAAAAAAGUGGAGGUUAGCUGCUUUGUAGACGUUAAAAAGGCAGAAUGGCAAACACUACAGACAAAGAGGGAGGGCUGCCUGGUACUUACAUUACAUUUUAGAGGUUAGUAGGGGACUCAUUUUCCACACCAGAGUGAAUGGGAGGAAACUCAACAUCCUCUGCAUUUCAGAGUAUUUCCUUCAGUCUACAAUGUACACUGUACUCCCUGUACAACUCAAGGAUACAUAAAUCGAACAAAUUAAUCGCCUGGAUUGCAAGUAGAGAAUUCUUUUUUUUAAAACAAGCAAAUACCUCUUGCAUUUUUAAAUACAAAUUCAGUAUGUCAAACCAUUUCAGGGUUUAGAUUCUGGGUCAAGCACUUACUGUACGAAGUCUGGCUUUGAAUGAACAAUCAAAAGUACUCUCAUCAUCUCUGAACACACACAGUCUGUGCCCAGCGUACACACAUAUUGACCAAACACUAAACACAUGAUCGCCACGUUGUUGAAAGAAAAACUAAAAGAAAUAUAAUUAUAUAUUUAUUCUCACGCUGGUUUAUUUUCCUGACCAAAUCUAAUGGUUUAGUACUGAGAAAUAUUUGUAUUAAAUGAAAUCCUGAGUUUGUUUAUAUAGAACAAAAUAUAAUUUCACACUUUGUUUUGAAUAUGUCACUUCUUUGUUUAUUCCACCAUCCAGACUUUAAAUACUAUAAAUGUGAUCAAAAGCUCUUGUUGUUCAAAUGGUUUUGAAUAGUUGUGUCCUUUCUUUUAUACUGUAACACUGUAAAGCAGUUUAAUGAUAGAGCUGCAACAGAUGUUUUCUUUUAUGAUUAUAACUUUAAGUACAGAGGGCUCCUUUGUAAGAAUAUCUCAUAAAAUAAAAUAAUAGUUUUUCCACUUUUUUCAAGCAAAAAUAAUGGCCAAAAUAUCUUUCUGUCCGAUAAAAACUUUGUGUUUUUGUAGAAGCUGCACAAUUUCUAUGCAUUUCCAUACAGCAAGUUGCUGAAAUAUACGCUCAUCAUUUCAUUACGAUGCCUUCAAAUUGUUGAAAAUAAUUUUGUAUGUUAUCCGAAUGAUUUUUAUAAAAUGUUUGUAUUUAA
Molecule: messenger RNA, 5609 nt
Organism: Gymnodraco acuticeps
Lineage: Eukaryota; Metazoa; Chordata; Actinopteri; Perciformes; Bathydraconidae
Gene: cgna
Product: cingulin
Exons: 21
Coding region: 949-4479 (1176 amino acids)
Cellular component (GO): myosin complex
Source: RefSeq, a predicted model, not a curated record